Closterium sp. Yama58-4 is the source of this 828-nucleotide messenger RNA. The record is from the annotation of a GenBank genome assembly. NCBI's taxonomy places the organism in Eukaryota, Viridiplantae, Streptophyta, Zygnematophyceae, Desmidiales, Closteriaceae.
AUGUUCAGAUCUGGGCGCGGGAGGAGGAGAUCUGGUGGCGCGGAAUCCAGAUCUGGGCGCGGAAUGAUCAGAUCUAGGCGCGGGAGGAGUAGAUCUGGUCGCAGGGACUCCGUGGGUGGGGCUAGAUCUGAGGAACGGGGAGGAAUAGAUGUGAGCUCGGGAGGAGUAGAUCUAAGCUCGGGAGGAGUAGAUGUGAGCUCGGGAGGAGUAGAUCUGAGCUCGGGAGGAGUAGAUCUGAGCUCGGGAGGAGUAGAUGUGAGCUCGGGAGGAGUAGAUCUGAGCUCGGGAGGAGUAGAUCUGAGCUCGGGAGGAGUAGAUGUGAGCUCGGGAGGAGUAGAUCUGAGCUCGGGGGGGAUAGAUCUGAGCUCGGGAGGAGUAGAUGUGAGCUUGGGAGGAGUAGAUCUGAGCUUGGGACGAGUAGAUGCCUCUCCUCAUCCCUGCCUCUCUCCUUGUCCCUGCCUCUCUCCUCAUCUCGCCCAUCUGAAAUUUCAGGAAUUCGUUGAGGAGGUGGAGGAGCUGGUGGAGUUAGAUGCGGUGAAGGGAGCGCUGGUGGGGACGGCGGGGCAGGACGGGCUGUCGGUGGAGCAGAGGAAGCGGCUGACCAUCGCAGUGGAGCUCGUAGCCAACCCGUCAAUCAUCUUCAUGGAUGAACCCACCUCAGGGCUGGAUGCGAGGGCAGCGGCCAUAGUGAUGAGGGCGGUGCGCAACACAGUCAACACGGGCCGCACAGUCGUGUGCACCAUCCACCAGCCGUCCAUCGACAUAUUUGAGGCCUUUGACGAGGUAACACACAUCUACAAUAUGCGCUUGUAUAAACGCCCACUAUGA